Messenger RNA from Eimeria acervulina, 468 nucleotides. RefSeq lists its product as hypothetical. The coding region runs from base 1 to 468 and encodes 155 amino acids. Lineage: Eukaryota; Apicomplexa; Conoidasida; Eucoccidiorida; Eimeriidae. The record is from RefSeq and is a predicted model, not a curated record. The transcript has 2 exons.
AUGGAAGCAGAUGCUGCAGCAGCAAAAGCUUCAAACCCUGCUGCUGCUGCUGCUGCAGCAGCUGCUGCAGCUGCAGCUGCUGCUGCUGCUGCUGCGGGGAACGAAGAAGAAGAAAUACACACAGAGAGGCAAGAAGGCACCAGUCGCAGCAGCAGCAGCAGCAGCAGCAGCAGCAGCAGGAGUCGCGGUGCAAGAAGUGGAGAGACACCUGAGAUGGAAGCAGCAGCAGCAGCAGCAGCAGCAGCAGCAGCAGCAGGGACGGCAGAAGGGGAGCAGCGCAAGGCCGCUGCUGCAAGUGCAAGACCCCUUAAUGCAGCAGCAACACCCAGCAGCAGCAGCAGCAGCAGCAGCAGCAGCAGCAGCAGCAAAACCUCCAAACGCAUCGCUCAGCUACAGGCUACAGUUCGACGGCUGGAGGCCGAGGUCUCAAGGUUGAUGGAGGAGGUGGCUAGACAGCCGGAGGGCUAG